AUGAGGGGUUAUCUGAAACUUUCCCUUUGAAAGUUGCAGCGUUCCUCGCCCUCUUCUCCUCCCCCAUUUUCCACAACCACCCACACACUCUCUCUCUUUCUCUCAUACAUAUCAAGCAACCAAACCCAUAUCUCUCCAUCCUCUCUCUCUCUCUCUCUCUCUCUCUCUCUCUCUCUCUCUCUCUAGGGUAACGAUGUCCAUGGAUAACACCCCCACCAACAACAACAACGGGGGGGGAAGGGGGUCGGUGGUGGUGAGCAUGGGGGAGGCGAUAGUGGACAUGGUGGCGACGGAGGCGGGGGCGACGCUGGCGGAGGCGGAGGUGUUCGCGGCGAGGCCCGGCGGAGCUCCGGCGAACGUGGCGGCGGCGGCGGCCCGGCUCGGCGGGGCCGGGGGCGGCGCGGCGGCGUUCGUGGGGAAGGUGGGCGACGACGCGUUCGGGCGCAUGGUCGCCGGCGCCCUCCGCCGCUGCGGCGUGGACGCCCGCGGCGUCGCCGCCGACUCCGCCGCGCGCACCGGCCUCGCCUUCGUCUCUCGCCUCCCCGACGGCGAGCGCGACUUCCUCUUCUACCGCCACCCCAGCGCCGACAUGCUCCUCACCCCCGCCGAGCUCCCCCUCCCCCUCAUCUCUACGGCUGCGAUCUUCCAUUUCGGAUCAAUAAGCCUGAUUGCGGAGCCGUGCCGGUCGGCGCAGCUGCGGGCGAUGGCAGUGGCGGCGGAGGGCGGCGCGCUGCUGUCCUACGACCCGAACCUCCGGCUGCAGCUGUGGGCGUCGCCGGAGGAGGCCCGGCGGACGAUCAUGAGUGUGUGGGGCCUCGCCCACAUCGCCAAGGUCAGCAAGUCCGAGCUCGAGUUCCUCACCGAGCGGAGAGACGGCUUGUCUGCUGACGGAGACUUCGAUGCCGCAGCUAUGGAGCUCUGGAGCUCUAAUUUGAAAUUUUUGAUUGUAACUCUUGGAUUAAAGGGCUGCAGAUAUUACGCCAAGGAUUUUCGGGGAAAGGUCGAAUCAUUCAAGGUGAAACAAGUCGACUCGACGGGGGCGGGGGAUGCGUUCGUCGGCGCGGUGCUGCGAAAGAUCGCUGAUGAUCCGUCGAUAUUGCACGAUGAGAAGAAACUGAGGGAAGUGUUGAGGUUCGCAAACGCGUGCGGUGCGAUUACGACGACGAAGGAAGGAGGAAUCCUCUCCAUUCCUGAUGAGGAAGAGGUCAUGCUAUUCUUAGAAAAUGCGAAGUAACAAAUCAAUGGUCCUUUUGUUUUGUUUUCGAAUAGUUUUUAAUGUCGCUCGUUGUAAUGUUUAUUUAGUAAAAAUAUAAGCUCUAUAUAAUGGUGAUAUAUAUUCCUUGA
This is a messenger RNA of Ananas comosus (pineapple), 1344 nucleotides long. Its product is annotated as fructokinase-1-like. Gene Ontology annotation, cellular component: cytosol. Gene Ontology annotation, molecular function: fructokinase activity. The coding region runs from base 194 to 1234 and encodes 346 amino acids. Gene Ontology annotation, biological process: fructose metabolic process. NCBI's taxonomy places the organism in Eukaryota, Viridiplantae, Streptophyta, Magnoliopsida, Poales, Bromeliaceae. The transcript has 4 exons. The record is from RefSeq and is a predicted model, not a curated record.